UUCAUGCAAAGAGAGAGCUCUUACCCCAUUGAGGUCAAUCCAAUAAAUUCUGGGUAGGAGCUAAAAAAUGCUUUAAAUUUGUGGAAUCUAAAACUCUCUUUUAGCCCAAGGUAAUAAAAAAGGUUAAAUUGAGGGGUUUGCAAAAAUGGCCAUGACUACGAUUGGUUUAGUCCUCAUUCUUGUGUUGUAUUCAGCUUUGAUUAUUACGUGCAAUGCAGCUGUAGUUGGUGGCCUUCUUCCUCAACCUGCAGGUGCCAAUAAUAUUGCUGAUCAAACCAUUUUUAAUGUGUUGAAUUUUGGUGCCAAACCUAACUCAGAACUCAUAAGCACACAGGCAUUUAUGAGGGCAUGGCGAGCAGCAUGUGAUUUCAAUGGAAGAGCAAGAGUUUUUGUACCACCUGGAGUAUAUACACUAGCAGAGACCAUAUUUUCAGGACCAUGCAAAGGAACACAUCCUAUAAUGGUUCAAAUUGCAGGAACGUUAAAAGCAGUGGCUGAUGUUUCUGAAUAUUCAAACUUUGCUUGGAUUUCUUUUGAUUCAAUUAAUGGCAUUAUUAUUACUGGUGGAGGCACUUUAGAUGCUCAAGGUCAAGCUCUUUGGCAGUUUAAUUACUGUAAAACCAAUCUUAAUUGUGUCCACCUCCCUGCUACCUUAUUCUUCAAUGGUGUAGAGAACGGAAAAGUGAUGAGGCUGAAUUUGAUAAAUAGCAUGGGAUUUCAUAUACAUAUUACUAAUAGCUAUUUAGUAAGGUUCCAUGCCCUUAGCAUUGAUGCUCCAGAAAACAGCCCAAACACUGAUGGCAUACACAUAAGCAAAUCUAACACUAUAAAACUCUCCAGAAGUGUAAUUAGAACAGGGGAUGAUUGUGUCUCAUUUGGACAAGGAGCAAAUAAUGUGACCGUUAACAAAGUCACUUGUGGCCCUGGCCAUGGCAUUAGUGUAGGUAGUAUUGGUAAGUUGCCUGGCGAAUUAGAAAUUAAAGGACUCAUAGUGAAAAAUUGCACGUUGAGGGGCACAACAAAUGGUAUCAGAAUCAAAACUUUUGCAGGAGCGAAUCCUAACAGAGCAAUAGGGAUGAUGUUCAGCGAUAUUGUCAUGGAAAACGUUAAAAAUCCAAUCAUCAUAGACCAGAGUUAUGGUGAUAAAUCAACCGAGCCAUCACAAGUAAGAAUAAGUGAUGUAAUUUACCAGAAUAUAAGGGGAACAACAACAAGUGAAGUAGCAGUGCAAUUGAUGUGCAGUGCACGACUCCCUUGCCUAAAUGUUCGACUUACCAACAUAAAUUUGAAGCAUAUAGCAAAUACGCCAAUUACUUCUCAAUGUCAAAAUGCAAAUGUUGGCUAUACUGGCAUCCAAUUACCACCUCCUUGCCAUGGACCCUCUUCAUAGUUUUGGAGUAAAAGAAACAAAGGAGAAAAUGCAGAAAUCUAAUCUCCACCAAAACCUAUAGUUUAAUGGUAUCCGUACAAGUCUUUCACAUAUAUAUAUAUAUAUAU
Nicotiana tabacum (common tobacco) is the source of this 1497-nucleotide messenger RNA. RefSeq names its product exopolygalacturonase-like. Gene Ontology annotation, biological process: carbohydrate metabolic process. The record is from RefSeq and is a predicted model, not a curated record. Lineage: Eukaryota; Viridiplantae; Streptophyta; Magnoliopsida; Solanales; Solanaceae. Gene Ontology annotation, molecular function: polygalacturonase activity.